Colletotrichum abscissum is the source of this 606-nucleotide messenger RNA. Its product is annotated as C6 zinc finger protein. NCBI's taxonomy places the organism in Eukaryota, Fungi, Ascomycota, Sordariomycetes, Glomerellales, Glomerellaceae. The record is from RefSeq and is a predicted model, not a curated record. The coding region runs from base 1 to 606 and encodes 201 amino acids. The transcript is spliced from 2 exons.
AUGUUCAUCAUGUUUUACAUCAUCUCACAGACGGAACGCCCCCAAGAUGCCUUCUUUGGCCGCCCGAGCCGGAAAGAAACAUCAUCCCCAGACUGGAUGGUUUUCUUCCACGGAUCAAGGUCAAUCGCGCUGGCGUCAAUGGCAUUACACACCACAACCAGUCUAACCCAUCCAGUGAUUGGAUACACGAUGGGAAUGCUCGCAGACCGUGAGAGAAUAUCAAAGAAGCAAUAUCUCAGCACCUUACUUGCCCGCAUAAGAGAAACCGAAUCGAAUGAACAUUACGAGACGUACCUGCAUGCUGCGGAAGAGCUUGAAGCAACCUUUGCGGUCCUGACCGAGUUCCCGGAGAGCAGAGACAUCUUCCACGGGUUCCUCUGGAUCAGCAACGUGUCAGACCACAGGGGUGAUCUGAUCGCCUUGAUCCAGGGCCAUGAUGCCUCCCAGGAAGCACUGGUCGUGUACACGUACUUUUGCAAAAUAAUCCAAAGGCUUCCGACAAGAUGGUGGUCUGAAAAAUGGGUCCGGGGACUCGAGGAUGGUGCGUUUGUCUCCCUUGAUGAGGAUCAUCGAACCUGGGUCGUUGAACUGCCAAGUUGGACUUGA